GCCUGAGCUCUUCUAAGAUUAUAUAUUGCUGGUGAGUAAGUUCUGACAGAGGUCCAUGACCGGUUUUUCCGAGUUUCUAGAUCUUCACAGGAGUAUAAAGGCUGCAGGGAACAUCAUCCGGGUCAUCAUUGUUCGGCCUAGACCGUACAUCUACAUCAGGUUCCACGGUUAUAGAUAGCAAGCUACCUCACGACGGGCAGGCAUGGACCCUAAAUUGAAGAAGAUCAUCGAACUCAUCGAGUCCAAGAAGAAAUCGUCGCAUCCUUGGAAACGGCAGGAAAGAUUCGAUCAGCACUACUUCUCUUUCUCGCCCGACACGUCCUCAUGGCAGCAAGUCGCUCCGUCCAAGAACGCUCCAGAGGUGCCAGGGUUCUCUGGGUUUAUGCUCCUGUCAUGGAACAUCGACUUCAUGCUGCCUUUCACGGAUGAACGGAUGCGAGCUGCUCUCAAGCACCUGCAAUCUCAUGUGGAGGGCACCUCGCUCCCCAGCGUUAUCAUGCUGCAGGAAAUGCUUGAGACCGACCUGGCAUUACUGCAGACCCUACCGUGGGUUCGAGCCAACUAUAACAUGACCGAUAUAGACAACAAGUACUGGGAAUCUGGGCACUAUGGCACCUGCACGCUCGUUCCAAAGGUCUUGCCCAUCACUUCCGUCUUCCGUGUUCAUUACGAGCAGACAGUCAUGGAGAGAGACGGCCUGUUCGUCGAUGUGAUUUUUGGCAACGGCCAGAUCAUCCGCAUCUGCAAUACCCACCUGGAGUCGUUGAUCGCAGAUCCGCCAAAGCGACCUCACCAACUCGCAACCGCCGCCAAAUGGAUGCAUGACCCAGAGGCAAGCGGCAGUGUUCUCGGGGGAGAUCUGAAUGCCAUUCAGGACUUCGACAAGACACUCCAUUCGGACAAUAAUCUCCAAGACGCCUAUUUGUCACUUGGCGGGAAGGAAGAUACUGAUCAAGGAUACACCUGGGGCCAAAUGGCUCCGACUAGGCAGAGGAACAUGUUUGGGUGCAGUCGAAUGGACAAGUUGUUCUUCUGUGGACAGUUGAAAUGCGAGAAAUUCGAGCGUUUCGGCAUGGGGGUCGAAGCCGAAGAAGACAAUGUCAAGCAGGCUUUGAUCAAGGAAGAAGGGAUGGAGGCAGGCUGGGUCACUGACCAUCUGGGCGUGAAAGCUGAAUUCAGCGUUGACAAGGCCUCAAGCCCGAAAAUCUGAGGCUGCCUCAGAGUGUGAUUCAGGCCGCGACAAUGCCCGACCCCAGAUUGGAUUUCUCAAUUACACCUUCCAUAAUACUCCUCCCACUAAUGAUGCCAGUGGUGCAAAUGACGAUCUUCUUC
This is a messenger RNA of Cladophialophora immunda, 1332 nucleotides long. RefSeq lists its product as uncharacterized. Gene Ontology annotation, cellular component: cytoplasm; PML body. The transcript has a single exon. Gene Ontology annotation, biological process: double-strand break repair. NCBI's taxonomy places the organism in Eukaryota, Fungi, Ascomycota, Eurotiomycetes, Chaetothyriales, Herpotrichiellaceae. The coding region runs from base 203 to 1210 and encodes 335 amino acids. The record is from RefSeq and is a predicted model, not a curated record. Gene Ontology annotation, molecular function: 5'-tyrosyl-DNA phosphodiesterase activity; single-stranded DNA binding.